Molecule: messenger RNA, 1297 nt
Organism: Chlorella variabilis
Lineage: Eukaryota; Viridiplantae; Chlorophyta; Trebouxiophyceae; Chlorellales; Chlorellaceae
Exons: 13
Coding region: 68-1297 (409 amino acids)
Biological process (GO): chlorophyll biosynthetic process
Cellular component (GO): membrane
Molecular function (GO): chlorophyll synthetase activity
Source: RefSeq, a predicted model, not a curated record
AGGGCUGUGCUUGCAUCCAAACCGCCGCAGAGACUCACUUUCGAGGCGCUGGGCACUACAUGGAGCUAUGAACGGCACAAUGCGUGCGCCUUGCGUCAUCAGCACAGUAUUGGCGUCCCGCAAUGGCAGCCUGGCGGGCAGGCCGCUGGCAGUGCGGCCCUGCCGGGUGCAGCAGAUCAGGGGGCUGAAGCCGGUGCAAGCCAUGACGCAACAGACGGACAAGAAGGGCAAGGAGCAGGAGGUGUUCCUGGGCGUGAAGGGCAACGCGCAGCUGCUGGGCAUGAAGGGGGCCGACACAGAGACCAACAUCUGGAAGAUCCGGCUGCAGCUGAUGAAGCCGGUGACCUGGAUCCCGCUCAUCUGGGGCGUGCUGUGCGGCGCCGCCGCCUCGGGCGCCUUCACCUGGACCCCUGAGAAUGUGGCCAAGAGCGUGCUGUGCAUGGUCAUGUCGGGGCCGCUGCUGACGGGGUACACGCAGACCAUCAACGACUGGUAUGAUCGAGAGAUUGACGCCAUCAACGAGCCCUACCGCCCCAUCCCCUCGGGCGCCAUCAGCGAGGGCGAGGUGAAGGCGCAGAUCUGGGCGCUGCUGCUGGGAGGCAUCGGCGUGGCGUUUGUGCUGGACCAGUGGGCGGGCCACGACUUCCCCAUCAUGACCGUGCUGUCGGUGUUUGGCUCCUUCAUCUCCUACAUCUACUCAGCGCCGCCGCUGAAGCUGAAGCAGAGCGGGUGGGCCGGAAACUAUGCGCUCGGCAGCUCCUACAUCGCGCUGCCCUGGUGGGCGGGCCAGGCCCUGUUUGGCACCCUCACACUCGACGUCAUGGUGCUGACAGUGCUCUACUCCAUCGCGGGCCUGGGCAUCGCCAUCGUCAACGACUUCAAGUCGAUCGAGGGCGACCGCGCCAUGGGCCUGCAGUCGCUGCCCGUGGCCUUUGGCGUGGACACAGCCAAGUGGAUCUGUGUGGGCAGCAUUGACGUCACGCAGCUGGCGGUCGCCGCCUACCUGGCCUUUGGGCUGGACGAGCCGGUCUACGGCGCCGUGCUGCUGGCGCUCAUCCUGCCGCAGGCAAGCAGGAUCUACGCCCAGAUCAAGUACUUUCUUCCCGACCCCGUGGCCAACGACGUCAAGUACCAGGCCUCCGCCCAGCCCUUCCUCGUCUUUGGCCUGCUGACCACCGGGCUGGCCAUCGGCGCGCACAACAACGCGGCCGCGGCGGCGGCGCAGGCGGCGGAGCUGGUGGGCGGCGCGGCGGCGUAUGUGGGCGAGGUGGCCACCGCGGCGGCCGCCCUGCUGUGA